Messenger RNA from Amaranthus tricolor (Joseph's coat), 2413 nucleotides. RefSeq lists its product as uncharacterized. The record is from RefSeq and is a predicted model, not a curated record. Bases 391 to 795 code for a protein of 134 amino acids. The transcript has 2 exons. NCBI's taxonomy places the organism in Eukaryota, Viridiplantae, Streptophyta, Magnoliopsida, Caryophyllales, Amaranthaceae.
UGCCGAAAAUUCUCUUGCACACCACAUUAUUCACGAUCGAGAGUACAAGAUCAUUUCGAUAUCAAACUUUGGAUAGACAUUUCAAGAGAAAAAACUCGUGUGAACAUAGUACGUCAAGUUAUUGUACGCCGAACUUUAGAUACCCUUGCAUAUCAAGGCCCGGUUUUGUAUUACUCUUCUUUGUUCCCCAAGGAUUACAGCUUUAGAAGGGUAGAAUUGCUACAACUCUGGGAGGUUCAAGGAUUUCUUAACAUUUUACCAUCAAAACAUCUGUUUGAUGCAUAUUUUACUAAUGCUCUUUCCGAUGGACAUUUCGUUGUAGAAAAUAAUCAGAAAAAAAGAGAUAAAACUGGUGUAGUAUGCUACAAAGUACAUGGUUUAAUACAUCAUAUGGUGGUGAAUCUGUUAAGAGAUGACUAUUGUUUGCUGGAUAAGCCCGCAAACGAGGUUGUUGGUAAUCGAGUUCAACAUGUGAGCUUUAUGGUUGAUGCUUCUUGGGAAGCUCCAUCCUGGCUUCAAGGUGCAAACCAAUUGAAGACUCUCCUUUUUCUGCCUCGUAGAUCACACGGGUCUAUCUCUAUUCCAAACUUUAAUGUAAUAUUGGCAAAUAUGAAGGCAUUACAAGUUUUGGAUUUAGCCGUUGUGGAUUGUAGAAACUGUCACGAUUCAUUAAGGGAGAUGAAGCAAUUGAGAUACCUCAGACUGGGAAAGUCCUUUGAUUCGUUACCAGCGUGCAUCACAAAUCUAAAAUUCUUGAGGACUUUGGAUCUUACGCACACUUCUAUUCGAGUAUAACCAGAGGCUUUCAUCAAUUGGGUUGUCUAAGGCAUCUCUAUACAGGAUGUAGAUUGAUUGAUUUGCCACCGAAGUUUGAAGUGCUUAAAGAGCUACAAACCUUGGAUGAAUUCAUAGUAGGAAAAAAUAAUGGGUUAUAUGAACUCAAGAAUCUGACUAUCCUUGCAGGAAAGUUAAAGAUUCGUUAUCAAAAUGGUCGUAAACUAAAGUUCUGUAUAUCAGAUAUCAUUGCAAAUAGGAAAUUACAUGGUCUGUCAUUAGUAUGGUUGUCUUCAACUGAAGUCGAGCAUAGUAAUGUUCAUGGUAAGAAAUCAGAAGCUGUGCAGUUUGAAUUCUUGCAACCGCCUUCAACUCUAGAAAGCUUAAAAAUUCAGGGUUGGAAGGGGGUGAAGUUUCCACCAUGGCCAACGGAUAAAUUUUCCAUCAUACUCAAUAAACUUGUAUCAAUAAAUAUAGUCGACUGCAACAACUGCCAACAUCUGCCUGACUUCAGUACACUUUAGUCUCGAGUCCCUCCAGCUUUGGGGACUCAAUACUCUGGAGUGGGUGGAGCAUUGUGAUAGUUUUGGCAAUGCAUUAAAUCCUGAACCAUAUUACUUCCCAUUCUUAAAAGUAUCUAAUGUUGGCUAAUUUGUCGCGACUAAAGGGGUGGUGGAAGGCAGCUGAUUACGAGCAACAAGGAAAACAUGAUGUUCAACAUUACCAACUCAAGCGCAUUUCAGAACUCAGGAUUACUGAUUGCCUUAAAUUGAUGCCAAUGCCUCAGGUUCCAAGCCUUGAGAAAUUGGAAGUAGUUAACAUCCAUGUGAAGCUGCUAAACAAACUCAUGAAUUCCCAGCAACUGAAGGGACUCCAAAUUAAUUCAGUUGACGAGCUAGAGUCCUUCGAAAUCGCUAUAUCUUCCUUGCAAGUUCUGUGUAUCAGAAGAUGCACACAAUUGAAAAAUGUGGUUGCUAAAUCUUGCAACACUCUCAAACAACUUAAAAUUCAAGCAUGCCCCAGAUUGAAAGAUAUAUUGCAGACAUUGAACAAUCUAUCCUCCCUCGAGGAGCUAGAAAUCGAGAGUUGUGAGGCAUUGGAUUGGGUAGACCUGAAGGAUGACAUCGAGGAUAGUAGAGCUGCUUGGGACGGCCUCAAAAAUCUCCGAUCAUUGACAUUGUAGAACUUGUCAAAGUCUGAACCCUUGCCAAGAGGUCUUAGUCAUCUAACAGCUCUUAAGGAGCUUAGUAUCAGUUGGCUUUACAACUUGACUGUGCUGCCACAAUGGAUUGGACAUCUCACUCAACUGAAUCUGCUUGCCAUUCAUUAUUGUCCGAAACUGAAAGAAAUUGCUGAUUUUUUUGACCAAACACAAGUAGACAUUAAAGACUGCCCAAAUUUACACAGACGUAAUCAUGGGCGGACGAACCAUUUGGCUUUCGAUGCCUCUACUAAAAGGCACUGAGUUCUAAAAAAUGUAAUUUUUGAUAGUUUUAUGAUAAUUUUGUGGAAUUAUUUGUAAAUUGGCCUUGAAAUUUAAGACUUUUAGAAAUUAUAGCCGUAAAGUUUUUUUUUUUGUCAGUUAUUGCUAGUAUAAAUUAGAAACCGUAAACAAUUUAGUAAAGUUGCCGGAUUCCGA